AUGUGGUCUAAUAUUUAUGAAUAUAUAAUUUAUUUUCCUCGAUGUAAAAAGGAAUUAGAAAAUGAAAAAAAAGAACCGAGUGCAGAUUACAAAAAUGAAUGUAAACCUAUUAUGAAAGGAUAUUUAACAGAUAAUAAUUUGGAUGAAAAUAAUAUUUGCACCACAGCUACGUCAUAUAUACAUAAUAUUUCUCGUACUCAUAAUCCUAUACCUGAAAAUGCUAUUUGUUCAUACAUGUAUUAUUGGAUAUAUCAUGAACUUAUCAAUAUAGGUAAAAGUUGCGAUACCAAAAAACUUUACAAAGAAUUUUUGACACUUUUAAAAAAUAACGGCGUACAACACCCAUGUAUAACAUAUGCGGAUAGUAUUAAUUCCUAUGAUCAUUUUGAAAAAGUCAAAUAUUUAUAUGAAACAUCUCUAUGUUUAAACACAAUUGAACACGAAGAAGAAUAUACCUCAUUUCGUACAAUCAUACCCUAUAAAUUAAAACGUAAAAUAAGUGAGUUCAAAAAUAAAGAUGAAGAAAUGAAUAUGUUAGAUCAAUAUGAAGACUUUAAUAGUAUAACAAUAUAUAAUGGAUAUAAUAUAGUCUAUAGUUCAGAUUAA
Plasmodium gonderi is the source of this 606-nucleotide messenger RNA. Its product is annotated as variable surface protein. The record is from RefSeq and is a predicted model, not a curated record. Lineage: Eukaryota; Apicomplexa; Aconoidasida; Haemosporida; Plasmodiidae. Bases 1 to 606 code for a protein of 201 amino acids. The transcript has 3 exons.